AUGCCAGAGCUGAAAACACCUUUGCCCACAUUUGGUCCAUCAGACAAGGAUGCAGAACAUGAGCCUGAACUUGGCGAUACGUUGACACCCAAUGUAGAGCCACAAGUCAACCUUAUGUCUGAGCCUCUACAGGACCCCUUGGCAGCGACGACACCAGCAGGCUUCAGUGGGCUCAAAUUCAAGAGGUGGGAUGAAGGCUCUCUGACCCCCAUGAGUUCGGAUGAAGAAGACGAGCAAGCAUUGCAUGGGGAAGAACACAGCACCUCAGCAUCCCAGCAUCAGAUCAAGGCCAGGUCGUUUGUCGUGACUCUGUCAGAAUCAGAGUGCCAAGAGCACUUUGCGAAGCUCAAGGAGGAUAAAGCUUUGGCCAAGCAAUGGCACCUAAGGCUGUUGGGCUCCUCUCUUCCCUGGAUGGACACAAACAAUGUCACAGAAAGUAUGAAGCGGAAAGUGGAGAGCUCCCCCUCUGGGCCGACACCAAAAGCUCCAAGGUUGAAUCCUGUAUGCUAUGAGUGUGCAGAUGAGCCUCUGCUGUUUCCCAACUACUAUGUGGCAUUAGUAGAUCAGACAAUCAACCUUAGCGUCCUUGGCCUAAAGUCAACUUUUCAAGAUGACAAGGAGACAGUUUUGGGAUGGCAAGCUUGUGCUUGUGGCAGCCUGACCUGCUGGCAUGGUAAAAGCAUCAACAAUUGGGAAUGUAUGGUGGCUCAUGUGAGCACCUCACAGCUUGCUGCAGGAGGGGUGUCCUUGCAGGCUCUGCUUCGAACCAAACAAGUUUUUGUAACCAGCAUGGAAGGAAGCAGUCUCUGGGAGUGGGACAUAGAUUCCAUGAAAAAGAUCGGCAAUGUAGAUGUGCCCCAGGAAGUACAAGACCAUUCUACCAGGAGCAAGAAAGACAUGGAGCUUCACAUUGAAUGUUCACUUUGUUCUGUUCUUGAGCAGAGGGAUCAAGGGAGCAAGGGUCUGGUGCUUAAUGCACUCUACUUGCCAAGAGCAGAGAGGUCACUGGUUGAGACACCGCAUGCAGAGCCAGUCAUGAGUCAAUCCAUUGCAUUUGAUCAAACUAGGGAAGUGCCCACUGACAUCUUUGACAACCACUAUCCCAAGGAUGCCACAUGCUUCACCUUGGCCUCCACCAUGGCAACUUUUAGUUAUAUCCAUCAUGAUGGCAUAGGUGUGGGAACUGUCAUCCAAGUACUGACAGGCAAAAAGAUAUGGUUUUUCUUUCAUAGGGUGGCGUGUCAUAUUCAGGACACACAUGUGGACGAGUUCAUGGAUGAUUGGGUGCCAGGGUUCAUACCUGACCCUACUGAGUGGGAGGCAGAAGUUGUGGUCUUGGAGCCUGGCACAGUCCUCCAAGUGAUAUGUGGCCCAACAGGCCAGCAAGGUUCAGAUGUUCACAUACCUGACAUUAGUACCCAACUAGGAUUACUGGAUGUCGUUGCUUUGGGUAAUUUUUGCAUCUUUGCAUUGGCUUUGAAUGGUGAGCAUAAGAAACCAACCAAGGAUGGGAUGCACCUUGCUAUUACCUCGUACAAGGAUAUAAUUCGCUUUGCCACCUGUCACUUUAUUCUUUAUGGUCCUGAUGGCAUCCUCAAGAUGCCAUAUGGCUUGGCGAGGCAGUCAGCUUUGCAUUUUGGAUGA
Desarmillaria tabescens is the source of this 1644-nucleotide messenger RNA. RefSeq lists its product as uncharacterized. Lineage: Eukaryota; Fungi; Basidiomycota; Agaricomycetes; Agaricales; Physalacriaceae. The transcript has 6 exons. The coding region runs from base 1 to 1644 and encodes 547 amino acids. The record is from RefSeq and is a predicted model, not a curated record.